Molecule: messenger RNA, 2692 nt
Organism: Cotesia glomerata
Lineage: Eukaryota; Metazoa; Arthropoda; Insecta; Hymenoptera; Braconidae
Gene: beag
Product: protein Red
Exons: 3
Coding region: 237-1799 (520 amino acids)
Biological process (GO): mRNA splicing, via spliceosome
Cellular component (GO): nucleus
Source: RefSeq, a predicted model, not a curated record
UUUGUCACAAUUCGGAUCAAAUAUUGGUGCCGUCACAAGAAUAAUUGUUAUUAUGUAUAAAAAAAAAUUUUUUAAAUAGUGCUUUUGUUUCAAGUAUUAUUGAUUGUUUAAUAUACCAAUUGGUACAGAUACAUUUUUUUAAUUUUGAUUGCUAAAAAGUUAUAUAGCAAAUUUUAUCGAAUUAACCUAAAAAUAAUAUAUCUUUUUUUUGGGAUAAUUAAAACAAAAAAUCAAAAAUGGAAGACGACGGAAGCAUGUCAGUUCGUUUAACGAACGAUGACUUUAGAAAAUUGUUGAUGACACCACGAACAUCAGCACCAUCAGCAACUCCAGCAUCAGUGCCUGGUACAGUAAGAGACGCAAGUGCUAAAACAGCUCAAACUCCGUCAAUUAGCGGAGGCAGUCGUGCUGAAUUGCGUAGAAAGAAAAAAAGUUACUAUGCAAAACUUAAAAAACAAGAAGAAGACAAAAUGGCUGAGUUGGCUGAGAAAUAUCGAGACCGUGCUCGCGAAAGACGAGAUGGUACAGUUGGAGAGCUUCCGCCUGAAGAUCCAAUAAACAAUGCCAGUGCAUACCGAGCAGUUGCUCCGGAUAUAAAAUCUGGUAUAGAUGCUGCUGAAAGAAGAAGAAUCGCUAUCCAGCAGUCGAAAUUCUUGGGUGGUGACAUGGAGCACACUCACUUGGUCAAAGGUUUGGACUAUGCUUUACUACAAAAGGUACGGAGUGAAAUAGAGUCCAAGGAAAUAGAACAAGAGCAAGAAAUGGAAAAAUUAAUAAAGCCGAAAGAAAAAGUUAAAGAAAAAAAAGAAGUUGAAAAGAAACCCGAAGAAACGCUCUUCAAAACAAAAGUCGGCCGUAAUAUUCAUAAAAUAAUUACAACAAUGAAAUCUAAAACAGUUGAAAGGAAUGAAUUGUUUACACCAGGACGUAUGGCUUAUGUUAUUGAAUUGGAGGACGAAAAUGCGGAAGUCGAUAUUCCUACAACACUAAUAAGAAGUAAAGCUGAUGUUCCAACAAUUGACGCGACUCCGACAUUAACAACAAAUGACAUUGUUAUCAACAAAUUAGCGCAAAUUCUCUCUUAUUUACGUCAAGGUAACAGACACGGAAAGAAAGGAAAGAAAAAUAAAGAUGGUCGUGGAAAAGGUGAAGAAAUAGGAGAAAUUGAAAUUCCCAAUCGUCCACCACAAGACGACAGCAUUUACGGCGACAUUGGCGAGUACGUACCCAGUCGAUCUAACAAGGAAAGCUCAUCAGCGAAUAAAGAAAAGAAGAAGAGCUCAUACUUCAACAAACCACUUGAUUCGAUUGAAAUGCUUGAUGAUAAAGCUAAUGCCCCACAACUACCAAAUAUAUUGGCACGAGUUGCUGAAGUAAGUGCAUCAGCUCCCAAAAAAGGUAGUAUUCAUAAUAAAGUUCCUCCUGAGCCGGAAGGAUAUGCCGAGUGUUAUCCUGGAUUAGAUGAGAUGCAAGACGCUAUUGAUGAUUCAGACGAUGAAGUUGAUUACACCAAAAUGGAUUUGGGCAAUAAGAAAGGCCCGAUCGGAAGGUGGGACUUUGAUACACCUGAAGAGUACAGCGAGUACAUGAACAACAAAGAAGCACUGCCUAAAGCUGCAUUUCAGUAUGGUGUUAAAAUGGCUGAUGGUCGUAGAACUCGUAAAUAUAAUAAGGAAAAGAAUGAAAAAGCUGAGUUGGAUCGCGAGUGGCAGAAAAUUCAAAAUAUUAUGAACAAACGAAAGCCAGCAGGCGGUAGUAGUAGUGAUGGCGCACCAGAAUUUAAAAUACCAAGAUAUUAGAUAAUUAUUACUAACUAUAAUAAACAUUUAACUUACAAUCGUGGUCAUUAAUUUAAGUAUGUUUUUAAUAUUACUGGAAAAUAGCCGUUUGUAAACUAGAAUGUUUAUUAACUCUAAAUUUAGAAAUCAGUUGAUAAUGUCACUUGUGACAUUAGCUGAAAAUAAAAAAUGAUAUUAAUGAAAUUAGCGAAAUGGAAAUUUAACCAAAUAUAAAUUCAGUCAUUUAUAAAAUAGCGAAAAACAAAAAUCAGCGGAUACGUGAAUUUAGCCAAUUCUUACUGCAGAAACUUAUAAAAUUAGCCGAUUGUAAACUUUAUGAAUUGUAAAAUUAGCCGUUUCUAAAUCUCUCGUAAUUCUUGUCUGGAUCGACGGAUCAAUAAACAAUUUGAGGCAUCUAAAAGGACUUCCAUAAAUUUAGUUUUUCUGGAAAUUAGAGCAGAUUCGACCGACCCAUUCAAGAGUUAGAAAAAGUUUAAAAACGGCUAAUUUUACAAUUCACAAAGUUUACAAUCGGCUAAUUUUACAAGUUUCUGCAGUAAGAAUUGGCUAAAUUCACGUAGCCACAGAUUUUUGUUUUUCGCUAUUUUAUAAAUGACUGAAUUUAUAUUUGGUGAAAUUUCCAUUUCGAUAAUUUCAUUAAUAUGAUUUUUUAUUUGCGAAUAAUUUUGCAAAUGAAAUUAUCAACUAAUUCUCAAAUUUAUAGUUUAUAAACGUUCUAGUUUACAAACGGCUAUUUUCCAGUAAUGUUAAAAACAUACUUAAAUUAAUGACCACGAUUGUACAUAAUUUUAGAUAAUAUAUUGAUAUGCAAUAAUGAUUGAUAUGUAUUUACAAAGAUAUUUGUAAUAAGUUUGUUUCGUUUCAUUACAUUACAUUACAUUAAUUAACUCGCA